AUGUCGAUCGUUCUCAUCCCGCGCUCCCGUCUUCGCCGUUCGUUCGCAUUCCCCCCGCCGUUUCCCCGCGCAGCCCAGACGAGCCGUCGUCGCGUCGCUGCUGCCUCCGCCGCUCGCGCAUCCGCCGCAGCCGAAACGUCGGCGGUGCCGCCCGCAUGGCCGGGACGCGCCGAGGCGCCCGCGUCGCCGCACGACUGGGCCGAGCCGAAGGCGAUCUCGCUGAUUGGGUCGACCGGGUCUAUCGGCACUCAGACUUUGGACAUAGUGGCGGAGCAUCCCGACAGGUUCAAGAUCGUCGCGCUCGCCGCCGGCUCCAACAUCGCGCUCCUGGCGCAGCAGGUGCGCCAGUUCCAGCCGUCGCUGGUGUCGGUGCAGAACCCCGCGCUGGUGGGGGAGCUCAAGGAGGCGCUCGCGGGAAUGGAGCGCAUGCCGGAGAUCGUGGCGGGAGACUCGGGGAUCGUCGAGGUGGCACGGCAUCCUGAUGCGGAGACAGUGGUCACGGGCAUUGUGGGGUGCGCGGGACUCAAGCCGACAGUGGCGGCCAUAGAGGCGGGCAAGGACAUCGCCCUGGCGAACAAGGAGACGCUCAUCGCAGGCGGGCCGUACGUGCUGCCGCUCGCCAAGAAGCACGGCUGCCACAUCCUGCCCGCUGACUCGGAGCACUCCGCCAUCUUCCAGUGCAUCCAAGGGCUGCCAGAGGGCGGUCUGCGUCGCAUCAUCCUCACUGCCUCUGGUGGCGCCUUCAGGGACUGGCCGGUGGAGAAGCUCAAGGAGGUGACCCCAGCGGACGCGUUGAAGCAUCCCAACUGGAGCAUGGGCAGGAAGAUCACUGUCGACUCCGCUACACUCAUGAACAAGGGCCUGGAGGUGAUAGAGGCGCACUACCUGUUUGGCGCGGACUAUGACAACAUUGACAUUGUGAUCCACCCUCAGAGCAUCAUCCACUCCAUGGUUGAGACUCAGGAUUCGUCGGUGUUGGCGCAGCUGGGGUGGCCGGACAUGCGGCUGCCCAUCCUCUACACGCUCUCCUGGCCCGACCGUGUCCCCACCUCUGAAGUCACCUGGCCCCGCCUCGACUUCAUCAAGAUGGGCGACUUGACUUUCAGGGAACCCAACCGUGACAAGUACCCGUCCAUGGACCUCUCAUAUGCAGCCGGCAGGGCGGGCGGCACCAUGACCGGUGUGCUCAGUGCUGCCAACGAGCAGGCUGUGGAGAUGUUCCUCGAUGACAAGAUCCACUAUCUGGACAUCUGCCGGGUGAUCGAGGGCACGUGUGAUCGCCAUCGCAACGACCUCGUGCUUGCCCCGUCACUGGAGGACAUCGUGCACUUCGACCAAUGGGCUCGCGUCUACGCUGCUGAGGUGGCAUCCAAGCUCAGCACCCUCAACAUGCCUCCAGAUCCGGAGCGUCGCGUGGGCGGUCGCCUGCCGUAUGGCUCGUCGCACGCCGCCAUGUCGUACGGCGCGCCGUUCGUCGCCACCUCCGCGCCCAAGCCGGAGCCCACUGCGCGCCAAGCGCCGUCCGCGGAACGAUCGCGCGGCGACGGGCUCAGACGCCCCGCGAGGGUGGCGCGGCGGGCGCGGAUGCCGGGGGGAAGGGCGCAGCAGGGGGGCGAGUUGCUAUGCGGGUGCUGCGCGUGGUUUGGCGCGCUGUGCGCGCGGCUGCGGCCGUCGCGGAAGGCGAACUGGCCGUACGCGUUAGUGAGUGUUGUGUUUGUGGCGCUGGUGGCGUCCGAGCAGAUCGCCCCGCUGCUGCCCUCCACUGCGCGUGGUCGAGGGGAGGCGCGCGCAGGGGGAGGCGCGGAGGAGGAGGCGGUGAGCGGACCGCUGACGCGGAUAGUGAGGGUGGAGGAAGGGAGGACUAGGGGGAUGGGGAGUGAUAAUGGAGAAGAGAGUGUGGAGUAA
Molecule: messenger RNA, 1905 nt
Organism: Closterium sp. Naga37s-1
Lineage: Eukaryota; Viridiplantae; Streptophyta; Zygnematophyceae; Desmidiales; Closteriaceae
Source: the annotation of a GenBank genome assembly